Branchiostoma floridae (Florida lancelet) is the source of this 578-nucleotide messenger RNA. RefSeq lists its product as uncharacterized. Gene Ontology annotation, biological process: detection of mechanical stimulus. Gene Ontology annotation, cellular component: membrane. Gene Ontology annotation, molecular function: calcium channel activity. The transcript has 3 exons. Lineage: Eukaryota; Metazoa; Chordata; Leptocardii; Amphioxiformes; Branchiostomatidae. Bases 222 to 578 code for a protein of 118 amino acids. The record is from RefSeq and is a predicted model, not a curated record.
AGAUUUUUCUGACUGCUUACACAAAGGCAGUCAUCAUCGGACCUAUUGUGUGGUCUGUGACCGCUUGUGCUCGGGGAGUUUUGGGGAAGGAUUUAUCGGACACAGGGCGUUGUCCAAUCGGUGUCCUUAAGAAAAAGAGCAGAGAAUAUACAGUUCCCGCUCGGAGGGUUUUACCACCGGUCCCGAGGAAGACCGACCAUGACCCGAACUGGACCGAAAGGAUGACAACAGGUAGAAACAUCCUGGUGCUCCUGGUGUUUCUCCUCAUCUUCACUGGAAAUGCCUUCUACAUCGGGAUUCUGGGCUUCGACAGACACGCCUACCAUAUCAGGACCUCUCUGGAGAACAGCCUGCUAUCCGAGUAUGAGGAGGUCGCCACAGUAGACGACGCCUGGGAGUGGUUGUCGUCUGAACUGAUCCCGUCUCUCCACCCAGAGCGGGGGUACAGCGGGCAGAAGCUCAGCUGGCUGGACAAACAGUUUCCGGCUGGAACAAACGCGUUCCGGAUCGGUCCUGUUCGCCUGGAGAGAAUCACCAAGCAUCCAGGUAAAAAGUGUCUUUGGUCCAAUGUGGAUUAG